Molecule: messenger RNA, 1052 nt
Organism: Erythranthe guttata (spotted monkey flower)
Lineage: Eukaryota; Viridiplantae; Streptophyta; Magnoliopsida; Lamiales; Phrymaceae
Source: RefSeq, a predicted model, not a curated record
UAAACAGUGUUUUCCUAGUUGGAGAAAUUAUAAUAAUGGAUUCUCAUGCAACUAGUGUUCCAAGAUGGACACCUAGCCCGAGCCCGAUCAAGAAGCCCGUCAUAAGCCACGAUACUAAUACUGAUGAAAUUACGCCGGCGGCCAACAGCUCGAAACUGGGUUUUCCGUUCAGCAUCCGCCGCCCGUCUUCCGAUGCUGGCUCCGGCAAUGGAGCGGCGCCGGAGGCCGCGUUGGGAAAUUUGGGAGGUGGGAUUUACCUGACGUGGAAGGAUUUGUGGGUGACGGUGCCGGAAAAGAAGGCGGCGGCGGCGGAGGGGCGGCGGCCGAUUCUGAUGGGAGUUAGCGGUUACGUUGAGCCUGGUGAGGUUUUAGCUGUCAUGGGGCCUUCUGGUUGUGGAAAGUCUACUCUUCUCAAUGCAUUGGCCGGGAGGCUAGAUUCUAACACAAGACAGAAGGGAGAUAUUCUAAUCAACGGCCGAAAGAAAGCACUAGCAUUUGGCACUUCUGCAUACGUGACUCAAGACGACACGUUAAUGACAACGUUGACCGUACGAGAAGCGGUCCACUACUCCGCCCUCCUCCAGCUCCCAAACACAAUGUCCAACUCCGAAAAGAAAAAACGGGCCGAAGACACUAUCAAAGAGAUGGGCCUACAAGACGCGGUGGACACGAGAAUCGGAGGGUGGAGCGUGAAAGGGCUCAGCGGUGGACAAAAGAGGAGAGUGAGCAUUUGCAUCGAGAUACUGACAAGGCCCAAACUUCUAUUUUUGGACGAGCCCACGAGCGGUUUGGACAGUGCUUCUUCUUACCAUGUCAUGAGCCGUAUUAUUAAAAUCGUGCGGCAGGAUCGACGGACGGUCGUUGUCUCGAUUCAUCAGCCGAGCGGGGAGGUUUUUGAUCUCUUCCAUAAUCUUUGCCUUUUGUCAUCUGGCAGAGUUGUUUACUUUGGUUCGACUUCGGCUGCAAAUUCGGUAACGUUUUUCACUUCAAUCUUUUUUUUCAACGAAAAGUAUAUUAUUCCGAUCAAACACGUCCGAUUUCCACUUUUAUAA